Thalassophryne amazonica is the source of this 2228-nucleotide messenger RNA. Its product is annotated as Krueppel-like factor 10. The transcript has 3 exons. The record is from RefSeq and is a predicted model, not a curated record. Gene Ontology annotation, biological process: regulation of transcription by RNA polymerase II. The coding region runs from base 1 to 1182 and encodes 393 amino acids. NCBI's taxonomy places the organism in Eukaryota, Metazoa, Chordata, Actinopteri, Batrachoidiformes, Batrachoididae. Gene Ontology annotation, molecular function: RNA polymerase II cis-regulatory region sequence-specific DNA binding; DNA-binding transcription factor activity, RNA polymerase II-specific.
AUGGAAAUGAAGGAGUUCCAUUCAGACACUCAGAACAAAUUCCUGACUUUGGGUGCAGGCGACAUGGAGGCUGCAGAGGCUCUUAUGUCCUUGAGUCAGCACUGGGAGACCAGGAGCAUUCAGAUCAGGGACGUCAGACCUCUGACUCCUUUCUCAGAUUGCUUGGAGGAUGACUUUGUCCCCAGUGGUGCUCUGCUACGGCACUCUCCUUUGUGUAUGACACCACCUUACAGUCCACCCAGCUUGGAAGUGACCAAAUCGCCUUCAGCACCAACCUCACAUCGACCCGCAGCAGCUGGAAACACAAUUCGCCACACAGCAGACGGCCUCCUCUGCUCCUGCAACAUCUAUCCUGUGCGCAAGGAACACACAGUCACUCAGAUUUACCCAAAAGUCUCCAGGGAUGACUUCAAUACUGAAAAGGGACUGAAAAGUGCCACACCACAGACACCUGUCACUGAGACUGAAGGCAGCCACGCCCUCGAGGGUGUGACAGGUUCAGAAAAUAAAUCAGAUGCAGUGUCUCCUGUCUUCUACUGCCAAAUUCUUCCCAUCUCACCUGUGGAUAACUUCACAGAUGUCAGCCAGCAGCCACAGCAGCACAAACUAACAAUGACAUCAGCAGGCACCACUGAGGACAAGCAGCAACAGGUUCAAACCAUCACCAGGUCUCCUACUCAAGUAAUCCUAGUUGGGUACCAGGUGGCCAAAGGCCCCAUGAUGCUCCUAUUCCCUCAAAGAGUCACUCCUCUUCUCCAUGUUCACUCUGCACCACUGCCCCCUGGUGGUAGCAGGUUACCAACCAUCGCUCCAGCACCUGAUGGUAAUCUGUUAAUGAAAAAUAACAACCAGCCAACAACAGAAGUGAUCCAUGUACGGAGCCAUGUGUGCUCCCACAAGGACUUCAGGAAGACUUAUUUCAAAAGGUCCCACCUCAAAGCGCACAUGAGGGUGCACACAGGUGAGAAGCCCUUCAGAUGUAGGUGGAAUGGCUGUGAGAGACGAUUCGCUCGCACCGAUGAACUCUCUCGACACCGGCUAACUCAUACAGGAGAGAAGUUUGCUUGUCCAGUGUGCCUCAGCCGUUUCAUGCGCAGCGACCACCUGGCCAAGCACAUUCGGCGCCACCUGAAAGUCAAGAGGAUGUGCUAUUGGGUGUCAGAGGUUGCCCAAACUCGCUGACCUCCUCGCUUUACUCAGCCUCCCUCCAAGGAGGACUGUAUGAUUUAAAGGAAAAACACAAGAGACGAAGGAAGAAACUGGAAUGUAAAGCUUCAGCUGAAAUCAGGUCAUAUUUCUGCACAGAUGCAGGGGUGCAGCCAGAAUUUUGAGGGGAGCUGCAGCCCACUGAGAUUUUAUAAUGUGCAUAUGCACAAAAUAAUGAGAAACAUUUCAUUUUGUAGAAAGGUAGAAAUAGGAUUUAACAGUAUUUGAGAAAAUUUAGUCAAUUAUCCUUCAAAUGACAAUCCUUACUGGUGUGAAUUUGGUUUAAGGCAGGGUGGGGUGGUUGGCAUUACACUGACUAUGCCCCUGGAAAUCAUUUGAUUAUAGAUGCACUUUAUUUUUGGUCUUUUAAUCAAGCACUUGUGCAGUGGCUCUACAUUAGUAGAGCAAUAGUUUAUCAGCUGUUGGUUUUUUAUUUAUUUUUUUUAACCAAAUUAGAGCAGCAGCCAUUCAAGGGGCGUAACUCCAGAAUAGACAAAAAUACCCAGUUUUAAAAUUUAUGGCUUUGACCCCUCCACAAAACAUUUUGUGUAAUCUAGAAGUCUGAAUUUUUCUUAGCGAUGCAUCUGGAAAGAAACAUAUUCACGUGUGGGGCACACGUUCCCCUGUAACUUUCUAUGUAAGAGUUUGGACGUACUCUAAAUGUUGCUUUUUUGGCCAAGUAUGGACUUAAAGCUUAUUGGUUGCUAAUUACUGUUAUACCAAAUCCAUGCACAUAUUUUGAUGGCAACACUGGGUUAUGUGCCAGGAAUUAAAUGCAAUUCAUGAUGCAAACAUUAAGCACAUGGUGAUUGAUGCAGUAGUCUGUAAGCAGCCAAGAAACAUUGUUCCAAAUAUUAGAUGCCAAAAUAAAUAAGUAGUAAUAAAAAAGUCAGGCAGCACGGUGGACUAGUGGUUAGCACUGUUGCAUCACAGCAAGACAGUCAUGGGUUCAAUUCCCACCUGUGGCCUUUCUGUGUGGAGUUUGCGUGUUCGUGUGGGUUCCAGCUUCCUCCCACACCCAA